Messenger RNA from Eufriesea mexicana, 3246 nucleotides. Its product is annotated as kinesin-like protein Klp61F. The record is from RefSeq and is a predicted model, not a curated record. Gene Ontology annotation, molecular function: plus-end-directed microtubule motor activity; ATP binding; microtubule binding. The transcript is spliced from 17 exons. Lineage: Eukaryota; Metazoa; Arthropoda; Insecta; Hymenoptera; Apidae. Gene Ontology annotation, cellular component: spindle microtubule; mitotic spindle; nucleus. Gene Ontology annotation, biological process: microtubule-based movement; spindle elongation; mitotic spindle assembly. Bases 1 to 3246 code for a protein of 1081 amino acids.
AUGAACGAUACACGCUCUAAAAAGAAAGAGAAGUGUCAGCACAUACAGGUGUUUGUUCGUGUUAGGCCAAUAAAUAAUUCUGAACAAAAUAAUAAGUCUACAGAUAUAUUAGAAAUUGUUAAUGAUAAUGAGAUAAUAAUACAUGAACACUCACAAGAUAAAUUUUCUAGAAAGUUUAAAUUUAAUAAUAUAUUUGGACCUUCAUCAAAACAGAUCGAUGUAUAUAAUAUUGUUGUUAGUCCAUUAUUGGAACAAGUUUUAGCUGGAUAUAAUUGUACAGUUUUUGCAUAUGGUCAAACUGGUACAGGAAAAACAUUUACAAUGGAAGGAAUUAAUAAUUAUGCAAAUUUACAUUGGCACAGUGACUCAUCUGCUGGUAUGAUACCACGAUCUUUAAGCCACUUAUUUGACAAGCUAGAAUUACUGGAAGUACAAGAGUAUACAAUUAAAGUUAGUUUUCUUGAAUUAUAUAAUGAAGACUUGUUUGAUCUUCUAUCACCUAGUAAUGAUUCGUCUAAAAUAAGAUUAUAUGAAGAUGUAUCUAAAAAGGGCGCAAUAAUUAUACAUGGAUUGGAAGAAGUAACAAUACACAACACAAAUGAAGUUUAUAAAAUUCUUAAAAAGGGAUCAGAAAAGAGGCAAACAGCUGCAACAUUGAUGAAUACUCAAUCUAGGUGCCGAUCUCAUGCAAUAUUUUCAAUUACUGUACAUAUAAAAGAAAAUGUUAUUGAUGGGGAAGAGAUCCUAAAAACAGGAAAAUUAAAUUUGGUGGAUCUAGCUGGUAGUGAAAAUGUUGGAAAAUCUGGUGCUGUUGACAGGAGAGCAAGAGAAGCUGGUAACAUUAAUCAGUCUUUAUUAACUCUCGGUAGAGUUAUAACAGCUCUUGUUGAAAGAGCUCCUCAUAUACCUUACCGAGAAUCCAAACUCACAAGACUACUACAGGAAUCAUUAGGUGGUCGUACAAAAACGUCGAUUAUUGCAACUAUAUCUCCUGCUAGUAUUAAUCUUGAGGAAACAUUAUCUACGCUAGAUUAUGCACAUCGCGCAAAAAAUAUUACUAACCGCCCAGAAAUAAAUCAAAAACUUUCAAAACGGGAAUUUCUGAAACAAUAUACAGAAGAAAUUGAAAAACUGCGGAGAGACUUAUUCGCUACACGCGAAAGAAAUGGUGUUUAUCUUGCAGAUGAUAACUAUAAAGAAAUGCAAACAUUAAUAUCACGACAAACUAAAGAAAUAGAAGAAAAAAUUAAUCGUAUAAAAGCACUUGAAAAAACUAUGCAAGACAAGGAGAAAAUAUACAAUGAACUUGAAUUGCAAAACGUAGCACAGACAAAAGAAUUACAUGAAGUCAAAAAUAAAUUAAGUAAUGUUACUACUGCACUUAAAUCGACAAAUCAUCGAUUAAAAUUGAACGCGCAAGAACGAGAUGAACAAAAGUAUUUAAUAGAAAAACAUAUAAAUACAGAACAGUCUUUAUUAUCUCAAGCUCAGUCUUUACUAGGUGUUGCAGAUACAGCAGUAACAGAUUCAUAUAAAUUACACGAUAAAAUUGAACGAAAAAGUGAAACAGAGAAAAAAUUUGAAGUUCUCGGUGAAACUUUUAAAAACAAUGUUAUUAAAGGUUUCCAAAAUAUUGAAAAAGAUGUCUCAAUGUGUGGUACAAAAUUAAAGGAAUUUUUUACAUCAAUGAAAAAUGAUCAUGAAACAUCUAUUAAAUUUGAUGGUAUUGACAUGUCAAUACAUCAAUUUGGAACAAAUGUUCCUAAUCAGUCUGAUACUAAUAAUUUAAUGAAAAGUAUAAAUAAAUUUUAUUCAGAUUAUCAAAAUUGGAUAAGAAAUGAAGUAAAAAAUACAAUAAGUACAAUAGAAUCUGAACAUGAAUUAAUGAGUGUCGUUUUUUUGAAAUUGGCUCAAAACAUCGACAAUAUAAUAGAAAAUGAAAUAAUUAAAAACUUACAAAUUAUAACAAAUAAUGUAUCUGAGAAAUUGAAACAAACUUUAACUCUUGUAAACGAAACGAUAGAUUCUACUUGUAAUUAUAAACUGGAAACUUAUGAUUAUGUGUUUAAAAAUGUUAAGAUCAUUACGGAAAAUAUCGAAAUGCUUUAUAAAAAGCAAGAAUUUAGUGAAAAGGAACUUUUAUUUUCUCAAAUGAUGGAAAGUGUAUUUUCUCAGUUCAACAACUUAAAUAAAAGUCGAAAAGAGUACUACUCUACUGUCGCUAAUAAAUGUGAUUGUGUUCACAAAAUUUGUAAUGAAGCUAAUGAGCAAAUAACAAAUAAUUCUGAUAUGAAUGUUAAAAUGAGUAACAAAUUAAAAGAACACAUACGAAGAGAUAUAGAAAAAAUUGAAGAUAAUCUUCUUCUUGGGACAAAACAUACCGAAGAAAUUGUAUAUAGAACUACAGAACAAGGAAAAGAUUUGAUAAAUGACUUAAAUUCGAAUGUAAAUGAAAGCUGUAACAUAUUGAAGCAAUAUAACGGUAUUAUUGAAUGCGAUAUUAAGGAAAUGCAGGGGAAAAUGGAUGUAGAUAAGAAUAUAAUACUUUCGUUAAUCAAUGAUGCACAUAAAGUAACUUCAAAUGUUACUGAAAACCAUACAAAAUGCGUGAACGAUAAAAGAGUUAAAACUUGUGAUAUUUUUCAAGAAAUAUGCACGAAAUUGGACAAUCAAAUGAUGGAAUCUUGUGUGUGGACUGAUGAUGUUGUCAACCAAAUACAAUCAACAGUUAAUAAAAUUAACAAAUUUUUUGAUGAGGAUGUACAACGUGAUAUUCCAACAGGAAUGACUCCAGCUAAGAAAAAUUUUUCUUAUCCUCGCCAAUUUACUGUAACUUCACCGCAUGAACGAAUUCUACAAAGAGCUAGGGAAGCUGGGCAAUUUCUCGAAACAGCAGAAAAUGAUUAUAUACAAGAAGAUACAUCCAUAAAUGGUGAAAUAACAAUGAAGCAAAUUGCAAAUUCAACAACAUUAUCUGAAAUUACACUUGUAUCUUCUUCAAUUGAUAAUACAUUAUUUACUUCAUCAAUAUUAAAUAAUGAUAUAUUAUCAAAACACACAAGCUCUUGUUCUAUGAAUUCUAAGAUUGAAAAUAUUACACAAACUUCAGACGUUUCUUCAAUAUCUAUGCAAUCCCAUAUUCAAUCUGAAGCACCAAAUUAUGCAAGGGAUGAAAAUAAAGAGAAUGAUUAUGGUAUCAUCACACAUCAAAAUGGAAAACGCUUGGGGCACAUAUCUGAUACUUAA